Molecule: messenger RNA, 483 nt
Organism: Hibiscus syriacus
Lineage: Eukaryota; Viridiplantae; Streptophyta; Magnoliopsida; Malvales; Malvaceae
Exons: 1
Coding region: 28-483 (151 amino acids)
Source: RefSeq, a predicted model, not a curated record
CCAAGUCCAAGUCCAAGCUCUCAUUCAAUGGGUUUCUCGAUCGAUAACUCGGUAACACAAUCCCACACCCGAACUCACAAAAUCUUCCUUAUCAGCAACUAUUUCCUCUUGGGAACAGCUUCCAGCUGCAUCUUCCUCACACUCUCCCUCCGCUUAUUUCCUUCCUUAUUCGGCUUCUUCCUCAUCCUCCUCCACGCCAUCACCAUCGUCGGCGCCAUCUCCGGAUGCUUCGUCGCCGUCUCCUGUUCCAACAGGUGUUGCGCAGCUCCCAUGGUGCUGACGUCGAUAUUCCAACUUCCAAGGCUCCGUUUCGGUUCUCAUCUUGACCCGAACUUCCGAUUUCUUGGGGUACUUGAAAUCCUACGUGAAGGAGGACGAUGGGGUUUUGAUAUUGAAAUUGGCCGGCGGGCUUUGCGUGGAAUGGCUCGUUUUGGGACUUGGUUUUGUGUUGAGGUGCUAUGCUCUCUGCUUUUGAUUUCAUAA